Messenger RNA from Phycodurus eques (leafy seadragon), 1786 nucleotides. It is a transcript of the gene myoz2b, whose product is annotated as myozenin 2b. The record is from RefSeq and is a predicted model, not a curated record. The transcript has 6 exons. NCBI's taxonomy places the organism in Eukaryota, Metazoa, Chordata, Actinopteri, Syngnathiformes, Syngnathidae. Gene Ontology annotation, cellular component: Z disc; actin cytoskeleton. The coding region runs from base 149 to 880 and encodes 243 amino acids. Gene Ontology annotation, molecular function: telethonin binding; FATZ binding; actin binding.
UGUGAAGAUCAGCGAAGAUCAAACCGGCGAGUGCAAGUUGACCUCUCUGAGCGUCGCCCGCUUUUUCUCUCAAGGAUACAGUCCGCACGCUCGGGACACCAUCACAGCACUCCCGUUGCACUCAACAACAACCUUGCCAGGACCCACAAUGUCACAAUUCUGUACAAUGCCAGCUGGAGAGAAGAAGAAGCAUGCAGCAGCUAUUUGUCGAGAGGUCCACAGUACCAACGGCGACGUGAUGGAUCUGGGAAAGAAGCACAGCACUCCCAAAGACAUCAUGCUGGAGGAGCUGUCGCUGCUCUCCAACAGAGGCUCCCGCCUGUUCAAGAUGCGCCAGAGACGCUCGGAAAAGUACACGUUCGAAAGCAUACAGAACGAGGCCAACGCGCAGCUGAACAAUGAUAUUCUUGCCCAGAGUGCACACAUGAUUGAAAUUAAAGUGGAUGCGCCAACCAAUGGCCAUACUCCUAAUCCAGAUGAAACCGUUCCAGAUACAAACGCAGAAAAGUUAAAUGCAGCCUCUAUGCCCAAAUGCUACCACUCACCCUGGGAGGAGGCCAUCAUCAACGAUCCAGGCCUCGCUGACACUUUCAAACCAAGGAUGCCCGAAAUAGACCCUCGACCAGAACUUCCCGAGUACAAAAGCUUCAACAGGGUGGCGACACCUUAUGGCGGCUUUGAGAAAGCGCCGCGAGGAAUAACAUUCAAACUUCCAGAGCUGGACCUGAACCCUCCGAAGUACCCAGAGCUCCAGGAGCCGGGAAUAAAGAAGCCCACCUUCAACAGAAGCGCCCAGGGAUGGAUAUCUGAAGGCACCCACCUCAUCCUACCCACAAUCACCCUGGAGUCCAUCCAAGUCCCCGAGUCGGAAGACCUGUAAGCAGGUCUCGGAACGACGGCGGUCCAGUGGCUCGCACGGGUCCCAUUUUUUUGCUCUCCCCACGCAACGGACGAGGAAAUGUUUCACUCAACUAUCCCUCAGUUGAUUAAUGUCUUUGACGUCAUGUAAAUAGAGAAUGGAAUGUGCUGCAAAUGAUCCCAUAAGAGUUGGCAGUGCUUGUGCCCGUCAUGUAAAUAAAGAAUACAGCUUCUUUGUGGAUGUCACACAAUCAACAAGAGGAAAAAUGAAAAAAGUAGGACGGCAGUUUAGUUUGUGUGUCCCGUCCACAUAUGAGUUGGCUUCACAGUGCAGGUCCAAGUGCUCAAUUCCAAUUGAAUGCUUACAGUGGAUAUAGAAAGUCUACACACCCCUGUUCAAAUGCCAGGUUUUUGUGAGACAAAAAAAAUGUAGCCAAGAUAAAUCAUUUUAAAAAGAUCCACCAUGAAUGUGACCUAUUGAGUUUAACUCUGCAACUCAAUUAAAAAAAUAUUUUUGAGGGCUGAGUUAAAAUAAACAACUGAGGUAAUGUGAUUGCACAAGUGUGCACACCUGUUUAAGUGGAAAGGCUAUGGACCGUGGCUUGUGUUAAGAUGUGUUGUAAGAUUUACUCCAGGCCUGUCUAUACAGCGCCAUCUGCUGGAUCUGUUUGAUCAACACUUGGCCCCGAUGCACGUGGACCGUAACGGCCAAACAAACAGUGAAAAUAAAAUAUUUAGCCAUACUUUUAUUCGUAUCGUCAUGAACUUUUCAUGGGUUGCUGCUCGGCACACAUGCCAACCCUCCAAAAAUGUGUGUAAAUUUGUGCGUAAUCCGGCUAACAAACUCACAUUUUUGGAACAAUAUUAAACAAUAUUACUGUUAUACACUAUACUCUAAAUUGCAAUUAGAGAAAUGAGAUGAUCCCAC